Corythoichthys intestinalis (scribbled pipefish) is the source of this 1392-nucleotide messenger RNA. RefSeq lists its product as uncharacterized. The record is from RefSeq and is a predicted model, not a curated record. The transcript is spliced from 6 exons. Lineage: Eukaryota; Metazoa; Chordata; Actinopteri; Syngnathiformes; Syngnathidae. Bases 46 to 585 code for a protein of 179 amino acids.
AAGGAGCUGACAGGGGCUGGGAACACUCAACUUCCAGACUGGAUCAUGGGCUUUACCGUGUGGCUGUGUUUGCUCUGCCUGCAGGCGAGCCUGCUGUCUCAUGCGCUUGACUGCUCGGGAGGAAGCCUGCCCGAUUUGUGCGCCAAAGCACAGACGGCGGAGGAGCAGACAGGUGAUCUGGGCCUGCAGAGGCCAAUGUCUCCGCAUGAAGAACAAGUUCAGCUCAGGCGUAAAAGACAGUUGGAGAGGAGAGGCCAUGCCCACUUAGGUCACGCGAACCUUCCCGGAGCUUUCUCUGUCAAAGGCUUUCCCAACAGUCUCAUCCAGGCCGACAGGUCCAGACGACACUUGGCUCAAGCAGCAAAUAAGAAGAAGAACAAUCGGAAAUCCCGCGUCGGCUCCUUUUCCCUCCUUCGCAACGAUAAGAAAUUCAACCCUUUGCAGGUGAUCAGAGCAAGGAGACAGGUGGAGAAUGAGGAAAAAAUAGUCUGGGGAAACUUUGUGUUUCUUCGGCCCGGGGCUCACUCCCUCAAUGGAAUUUUGCCCGGAAUGCAAGUCGUAACGGCGUUGCCACCAACAGUAUAGUGCAAUGUUGUUAUUUUUACGGUUAAGUUAACCAGCACAGGUCUUAAGAGGAAAACAGACAAAAACACAACUUUGCUUAGUUGGAUUGCCUUGUGUGUUUAUUAUUACUGCUGCUAUGAUGAAUUAGCAAUUACGUAUAUGCGAAGGCUACAAUAUGUAUAUGCCUGCAUGCAAUGAAAACACUUAUCAAAACAUGAAUAGGGCAUUGUUGUCCAUUAUUAUUGUAUUACAUCAGAUAUUGAGUGGUAUAUUUUUGCAGAAAUGUUGUGUUAUCACAUAGUAUUUCAAUAAAAAAUUAGUCAAGAAAAGUAUGCUUUAUUUCUCAAUGUGUACGUUUACAUGGGUACAUUUCCUGAAUCUGAUUGAAACUACCGGGGACUACCCUUUAUAUUAAGAGCGCACGUGCACCAUUUGGAAGAAUAAAAUAAAAAAUCUCUACAGCAAUGCUGACAGCACUCCUGUAACGAGUCACAUUAAAUUUUGGAGGAAAAAUGACAAGCAGUACUCAAUUUGGACAUUUAGGGAUGUACGUAGUUUCUAAGGAGUGUACGCACUUUUGUUGCCAGGGGUUUAGAUAUUAAUGGCUAUAUUUUGAGUUAUUUUGAGGGGUAAAUAAAUGAACUUUAUUAUAUAAGCUGCACACAGACUACUUUUCAUUGUGUCAAAGUGUCAUUUUGUCAGUGUUGUCCCAUAAAAAGAUAUACUUAAAUAUCUGCAGAAAUGCGAGGGGUGUACUCACUUUUGUGAUAUACUGUAAGCAUUUCAAAAGUAAAAAUUACUUUAAACAUAUUACUGUCCCAAUUUUUU